Messenger RNA from Gadus macrocephalus (Pacific cod), 1080 nucleotides. RefSeq names its product neuropeptide Y (gene npy). The coding region runs from base 156 to 455 and encodes 99 amino acids. Gene Ontology annotation, biological process: neuropeptide signaling pathway; feeding behavior. Gene Ontology annotation, molecular function: neuropeptide Y receptor binding; neuropeptide hormone activity. NCBI's taxonomy places the organism in Eukaryota, Metazoa, Chordata, Actinopteri, Gadiformes, Gadidae. The transcript has 4 exons. Gene Ontology annotation, cellular component: extracellular region. The record is from RefSeq and is a predicted model, not a curated record.
CACGGUGACGCGCACUGGAGAGCGGCAGUGACACGCGUCCAACGACGCGCCAACAAUAUAAAGAUCACCAAACGUUUGUGGAUCAUCUAAAGCUCCCAGAGGCACAGAAGACAACUGAGAAACGGGGAAAAAGAGCGACCACAAACACGCCGAUAAUGCAUUCUAACCUGGCCACCUGGCUCGGAGCUCUGGGCUUCCUGCUGUGCGCGCUGAUAUGUUUGGGAACUCUGACGGAGGGAUACCCCAUCAAACCCGAGAACCCAGGGGAGGACGCCCCGGCAGAUGAACUGGCCAAGUAUUACUCCGCAUUGAGGCACUAUAUUAACCUCAUCACAAGACAAAGGUACGGGAAGAGGUCUAGUCCUGAGAUUCUGGACACUCUUGUUUCAGAGCUGGUGCUGAAGGAAAGUGCAAACUCUCUUCCACAGAGCAGAUAUGACCCGUCAUUGUGGUAAUGUCUACCCUGUCCCCUCGACCACCCACCUCAGGUGCCAGGUCUGCAACUGCCCCCCCCCCCCCCCCCCCCCCAAACCACCCCAUUAUCUUCCAACAAUAAUCAAACAAUAAUUCCAACAAUGAUUUGUCAUCAGAGGGCAACGCUUGUGCUACAACUGCUCUAUUAAAGUGUGAUUGUUUGAACAUGUGCUUCCAUACUGAUGUCUAUGUAUGUGUUCAUGUGUUUUGGGUCUUCAGUUUGACAUCUCUUCAGCUCUGUGGCGUUUUGAGGCGUUCGAAUAACAACUCGGCGUCGACAUGAAUUCCCCCUUGAGAAUAUGCCGCCAAUUGGAUGUGUAAUGACGCCCUCUAGUGGCUUUUUUAAAAAUGCCAAUCUUUAGAAUAAACCAUCGUGUGUCGUUACUAUGUUAUAAAACUGGAAAAGCCCAAAACAGGAGGCCACUAUAUGAGAUACUUAAGAGAAAUACUUCUUCAUCGUCUGUAUUUACCUGUUCAUCAACAUUAUGCAUUUCAGCCGGUGGUUAAUUGUAAAUAAGGCCUACCAUAGGCCUACAUAUUAUAUCACGACUAUAUUCGAUCACAAAACAUUCCUUGUAAAAUAAAGCAAAACAUUUGUGCAAAUAA